Messenger RNA from Sporothrix schenckii 1099-18, 1206 nucleotides. RefSeq lists its product as uncharacterized. The record is from RefSeq and is a predicted model, not a curated record. Bases 1 to 1206 code for a protein of 401 amino acids. Lineage: Eukaryota; Fungi; Ascomycota; Sordariomycetes; Ophiostomatales; Ophiostomataceae. The transcript has a single exon.
AUGUCGUCCCCGAACGAGACGUUCCACGACUCUAACGAGCAGACGCCGCUGCUCGCUGACGCCAACGACACGACGGCAGGCCAGGCUGGGAAAGGGACUCAAAAGUCAUUCUUGCCGUCCAUCCUGCCCUGGCGCGGUCUUGCACACGGCCACUGCCGCCCUCCCAAGCCGCCGUCGACGCCUCCGCUCCCCGCGUCCGGUCCACCAGAUGCAUCGCCUGCCGCUUCUGGUGGCGGUCACAGCAGCACCGUCAACAGCAGCAAAUCGAGUCGACUUGCAGACAGACCGUCGGAUGGGCCUUUGGAUGGCACCGAUGGAACUGACAGCGCUCAUGGCAGCCCCGGGGUCGUCGAUGCGGUCGACGCUGUCAACUCUGCCACGUCUGGACCCUGGGGCGACCCGGCUGGCCUCGACAUGCGUCGUGCCAAUGACGAAAACGUCGUCCUGUUCCGCGAGGCCGUUGGCAUUCCGACAGCGAGCACACGGCCCCCGACCCCGUCCGCAGACGCCAGCCACCGUCCAGCGCGGCAUGACCCCGAAUCUGGUGGUGUCCCCCCCGAUUCCAUGCCCACGGGCAUCUAUGCCCGCGUCAUCAAGGAGAAGAAGGCCAAGAUGUGGCAAGCCUCUGUGCUCAACGGCCUCCUGAACGCCUGCCACGUGGCCCAGAUUUUGGUGGGUGCCGUGCUCACGACGCUCGGGCCCUCGGCGCAGGACCACACGGUGGCCAUUACCGUGCUCGGGGCCACCAACACGGUCCUCGCCGGCGUGUUUGUGCUCAUGAAGGGCCAGGGCUUGCCCGGCCGGCUCCGCAAAAAUGCUGCGACGUUUCGGCGCGUGCAGGACUGGAUCGAGGAGACGGACGCGCUGUUGGUGGCCGGUGUGGUUGGUCGUGAUCGGCGCGACGUUGGCUCGCUCGUCGAGACGGCCUUUCAAAAGUACAACGCCGCCGUGGCCAAUGACCAGGCCACGGGCUGGCAAGAUCCGACCAAGCAACACCUCCCCGAUGCGGCCAACGAUGUUGUGGCCCGCGGCAUGCCGUCGACGCCCGCACCUGUGCCCGUGCCCGCUGGAAAUGGUGGUUCGGCCACAAGCUCUCCGGUCGUCCCGGCCUUGCCUGCUAGCAGCUCGCACGCCACCGAACACAUGGACCAGGACGGAAACGCACACGGAACAUCUGAUGCGGCUGGUAGUGCCUCGAGCGAGUGA